GUCAGGGGAAUAGCAGGGACUUCUGGUCAAGCCAAUCCCAGGUGUCCUGUGUGAUCAAACUUCUGGAAAAAAAACCCACGCAAAAUGCUCCUGCAGCCUAGGGUCAUCCUAGCUUUAGGCAAUGGUUUCCGAAAUGUCAGGCCCUCUACUAUUUAAAAUCGUCGGAGAAGAGCCAAGGGUGCGAGGAUAUUUCAUUCCAGCAUACAAUUCCCUGUGGAAACCUGAGAAAGGGGAAUACCUCGACUGCAGGGCUAUUGAUGAGCCGUAUGAUGAAAACCCUGGAAGAUUAAGACGUGUCCUUUACAUCAUGAAAGAUGGGCACAAAGUCGGGACAGUUAUGACUGAAAUUUCAUCUAUUGAGAGUGUGAAAGAUUUUGUUUUUAGUGAAGAUGUCAGGUGUAAAGUAGUGAACCCGAGGCCACUCAGAAACAAAGAAAAGGGGCUUGAGAUACAUGUGGAAUAUGAAUUUUACAGGAACAAAGGAAAGGAAACCCCGUCACACUUGUCAGACGUCAAAAUAGGAAGGCUUCUCAAAGAUAUCCAAACACAACUGCAAGAGAAGCCUGGUUUAAAUUUCAAAAGCACUAGAUCUGGAACAAUUGCAAUGAACAAGGCAGACCCUGCUUCAGCCAGUUCUACCAAAGCUAAGGCUAAAGUUACAUGUAAGAAGGACCUCUCUCAGUCUGCAUCAUGUACAGCUUUUUCUGGCCCUGCAGAAAAGCCCCCAUCACAGCAAGCAACAACAGGCAAUCUUCACAGCUGUAUGGAUGGCAACAUCCCUGGACAACUUCCAUCUCCUGAAAUGCCGUCACCUGGACCAUUAUCUGUGUCACCUUCUAAGAGGAGUAGGACCAGGAGCUAUGACAAAGAUAAUAAAGAAAACCUUAAGACAGAAAUUUCAGACAUGGCUGGAGGGGAUGGUAGGGCGAAGUCGGGAUGUCCGCCACCAGAUGCUCCAUACCGAAAUCCCCGCACAGUUCCCUGGAAGAAUUGUGAGCCUACACACCAGCAGCUGUGGCAGUUGGCAUUGCUAGUUGGUGUUAACUGGACUGGCAUUGGGCUUGAAUUGAACAUACCAGAUGCUAAAUUGGAGACAAUAUAUUCUGAAAAUCGUGAUGGUAAAACUGUCAAGGUGGUAUAUGAAAUGUUCAAGGAAUGGAUGAGGAGAGAUAAAGUUAAGCAUGUUAAGCCAACACUCAGCCACCUAAGAGACAGCAUAUUGAGGUCGGGUGUCAACUUCACGUGGGACAGUGUACCAGAUGAUGUACUUGAAACCAGAAGCAAUGAAGAGACUCCUGUAGUAAAGUGCCAAGACUUUUCGACUGCAGCUGACAAUCAGGCUGCAAAUACAUAUGCAGCUACUGACACAAAUGGUUCUGCUGCUAAUGAAAAGGUCACAAAACGUGUCCUCAGGAAGUCGAAAUCAUGUUGAGUAUGGAAGAAUAUAUAAGAUCUCAUUCAAAGAUAGACAAUCACUUUAAUUACAGAAGAACAAUGUUUAUCAAUGUUUUUAUUUGAGUGCAAUGUUUUCUUUUGACAGUUGAGAGUGAUAUGUGGACGAUAUACUGAUAGUCACAUUAUGUAUUCACAUUGAAUGUGCUGAAUAUGCAUGUUUAGCUUUUGUUGUAUUUGUGAUUGUGUCUAUUUUCUGAAAUGGUUCUGUUCUAAAAUUUUAUCUUUGCAAUGAAGUCCAGGCUGUACUUUGGUCAUUUUUGCCAUUUAAUUUCCUGAAGGGAGGAGCCUAUACUGAUAACAGUUGCCCCUUUGUUUAUCCGUCCAACUCUCCUGUCCAUUCAUUACAUUCAUCCACCCAUCCAUCCAUCACACCCUUGUUGGGAGAAUAAACUCAAAACUACUUAAGGGAUUGAAAUAAAACAUAGAUGGCAAUGAGAGGAAGUGCAGUGCACAAUAACCAUAAUCCUAUCAUGCAUAUUUAUUAAGUAACCAACCCUUAACCAUUUAUUUCAUAAUCUUUGCAUGUCUAGGACUUAUCUUGUACUUAAGGGAUUUAAAUGAAACUGCAAGGAAUUGCAAUGCACAAGAACAAUAAUCCUGCCCUGCAUAUUGUUUUGGUCAUCUGCUCUGUGAUCUUUUUUAUGUAAAUUGGUGUUUGUCUGGGCCAUUAUCUUCGAAAGUUCUGAAGGGUUUGAAAUGAAACUUCAAAUAUAGAUAGAUGGCAAACAGGAAGUGCAGUACACAAGAAUGACAAUCCUACCUUGCAUGUUUAUUUAGUUAUUUCCCUUUAAUCUAAUGUUUUCCAUAAUUGGUGCUUGUAGGAACCCUAUUUUGGAAUGUUCAAAAGGGAUUCAAAUGAAACUUUGUAUAUAAGAAGGCUCUUCAUGAAGUUUGUGGCAAAGCAAAUUCACUCCACCAAUUAGUAACAAUAUAACAUAUUCAACAUUUCAAUUAAUAUAUUGUGAAGAAGGAUUGAACCUUUUAUUCAGAAAUAUUUAUUGAUAGCCUUUCUAUGUGUAGUUUUUUACAACCAUCCCUUUCGGCACAGAGCACUUUUGACACUUUAUGGCGUCAUGAUAUAAGAAAUGCAAUGCAUUUCAAAGACUUAUCUGCUCAUUAAUUUUUUAUGCUUAAUCUUUUCCUAUGCUUAAUCUUAUUGUUUUUUCUCCAUCAUUUCAUGUUCUGAAACUACAAAUAUCUAUUAGUUAUGCCCCCCUUCGAAGAACAGGGGGUUAUAUUGCUUUGCACACGUAGGUCGGUAGACCAAAGCUUGCUUGAGUGAUAACUCGACAAUUCCUAGACCUGUUGUCAUCAAACUUGACAUGAAGGUUGGGAUUGACCAGUAGAUGACCCCUAUUGGUAUUAGGGGUCAUCGGGUCAAAUAUCAAGGUCAGAGUAACCAUCAAUGUGAAAAGGUUGUUCGAGUGAUAACUCAACAAUGCCUGCACCCAUGGCCCUUAAACUUAACAUUUAGGUUGGUGGUGACCAUUAGAUGGCCCCUAUGAAUUUUGAGGUCAAAGGUCAAGGUCACAACUCAUUGGUUAUUAAAAUUACGUCAUAUUUACUUAUUCUCUGCCAUGAGGAUACAUGUUUAUCUGAAAAUAUCAGUUAUCAACAUUAUUUAAAACUGUACCUACUAUCCUCACACUUUGAAUGGUCAUGCAACUUUUCCCAUCUACUGAUAAUUAAUUUCAAUUGCUGCUUUUUGAUUUCAUUGCUUGAAAUUGACUUUAAAAGUUAUUUCUCAAACCUGUCCAUAUCUUUGCAUAGAAAAUGGGCAUUUGGAGAGCAUCCAUCCAUUCCGGUGAUAAUCUUGUUUUAUUUUAAAUAUAGAGUUUUGAUUCCUGAUUUCUCCCAGAGAUGUGUAUCAUGGUGUUUAUGUUCCCAUUAACUCUUUCUCUUAGUUUAUAUAUUGUUUUUGUUAAUCUGUUACAAGGAUUUAUUGCGUUUAUUAUUUUUUCAUAAAAGUUCUAUGUAAAAAGUGUACUGCAUGUAUUUAAUCUGUUUAUUUAAAUUCUAUUUUUAAGACUUUAAAUAUCAAGAUAAGAGAUUGUUUUAGUUAAUAAUUUUUUUAAGUUUUGUUAUGUCUUCCCUGGGACAGUUUUUAACAAUAAGCUAUAUAUGGAGAAGAACUCAGAAAAUACUUGAAGGAAAUGAAAUCUCCCUUUGUUCUAUAUUAGCUUGUCUGUUUGUUUUUACAGAAAUGUCAUGCUAAUAUGAAAGCCUUAACUCCGUUCUUGUUUAUUGGAAUUGGAUUAAACUUACUAAGUGAACACAGUGCAAGACUCAUUACUUUAACACUUUGCAGAAAGGUUAUCAGCCCUAAUAAAAAAUAAUAAAGCAAAUGUUGUCCUCAGCAUAACUCAGAAAGUAUAUUUGAAGAAAACUUUGAACAAUGGUAAAUGGCAAUGUGUAAAAUGUUGUGCACAUCGCAAGAAUUAGUAUAACUCUUGAAAUCAUGGCGGCAGUGUUACCUAUUCUUGGACUUCCAUGGCUAUAUAAUAAAAUGCAGAAAUAAUUGGCAUGAUUAUUGAUGGAUAACAUGUGAAAAGUGCAUGAAAAAAGGGAAAUAAAUAUGCUUACCUAAAGUUGUAGCAGCUUCAUUGUGCCUCCUUCAGUGUGUUUAAUCUUACAUGUUGAUACAUUAUACUUUUAAGGAAAUUUUGGAAUGCUUAUAUAUAUGCAUGUAAUUAAGAUUCAUAUUUUUAAGUUUCCUUUUGCAAAACAAGCCAGUAGUGUGCUAGGCAAAUGUUUCAAAUGUCUUACUAGUAUUUUAAGUUUUAGCUUUAAUAAUUAGUUUUUCUUUAUAAAAGAUUUACUUUAUGACUGUAUGCUGUUGUAGUUUGUUUCUGUUUUGAUUUGUGCUUUAGUUGAUUGUAAAGAAAUUUAUCCAUUUUUAAGAUAAAUUAUAUUGUCU
Messenger RNA from Mya arenaria, 4372 nucleotides. RefSeq lists its product as uncharacterized. NCBI's taxonomy places the organism in Eukaryota, Metazoa, Mollusca, Bivalvia, Myida, Myidae. Bases 122 to 1432 code for a protein of 436 amino acids. Gene Ontology annotation, molecular function: protein binding. The record is from RefSeq and is a predicted model, not a curated record. The transcript has 9 exons. Gene Ontology annotation, biological process: signal transduction.